UUGUUUCGCAAAUCUAAAAGGGAUCCAGUUCUUCCACAGACCAUCCCUAAUAUUUCAUCCCAGCAUGGGAGUUAUUUUCUUCCAGUUAUAAAAUAGUUUAAUAUGGGGAAAACAUCGAAGGAUAAACGCGAUAUAUAUUACCGCCAAGCCAAGGAGGAGGGCUGGAGGGCCAGGAGUGCAUUCAAGUUACUACACGUGGACGAGGCCUACGGCAUUUUAAAUGGUGUCCAGCGAGCGGUAGACCUGUGCGCUGCUCCUGGCAGCUGGUCCCAGGUUCUAUCGAGGAAACUAUAUGAUCCCUGUCAAACGGAUGACGAGAAAGCAGCUGUUAAGAUCAUAGCCGUUGAUCUCCAGGCUAUGGCACCAAUCAGAGGCAUAAUCCAACUCCAGGGAGAUAUCACCAAACAGUCAACAGCAGAAGCAAUCAUCGGGCACUUUGGCGGCAGUAAUGGCGAGAAGGCACAGUUGGUUGUUUGCGAUGGAGCCCCCGAUGUUACCGGUGUUCACGAAAUGGAUGAGUACAUGCAACAUCAAUUACUCGUAGCUGCUCUAAGCAUUGCCACCUGUGUUCUUGAAACUGGCGGAACUUUUGUUGCCAAGAUCUUUAAGGGCAAUGCCACAUGGCUACUAAGCUCCCAAAUGCAAAUAUUCUUCAAGAAAUUCGACAUCUACAAGCCACCAAGUUCGCGUCCAUCGAGCAUCGAAGCAUUUGUUGUAUGCUCCGAUUUCUGCCUGCCCGCGGGGUACAUUCCACAAGUGAUUAACCCGGCAAGAGAUGAUAUUCGUCUUCUGGCACAAAAAACUGGAUCCGAUGUCAACCGACGGCUAGUUCCGUUCAUAGCUUGCGGAGACUUAAACGGGCUAAGUGAUCCUGAUGAGGCUCAAUCUUCUACAUCAGCUGAUUCAAAAUUGAAUGUGAAGUAUGUUUACGAUGCUGUUAUGAGCGAUGCGGCUUAUCCUGCGGAAUUUAAAGAAAUCCUAAAAGAAGUAUACGAAGAACAAUUGCAAAUCAGCUAAAUGUCUCAAAAAUAAAACUUAAGGAUGCUGUUUAAA
Drosophila eugracilis is the source of this 1053-nucleotide messenger RNA. It is a transcript of the gene Trm7-32, whose product is annotated as putative tRNA (cytidine(32)/guanosine(34)-2'-O)-methyltransferase 1. Bases 103 to 1017 code for a protein of 304 amino acids. Gene Ontology annotation, biological process: tRNA methylation; cytoplasmic translation. The record is from RefSeq and is a predicted model, not a curated record. The transcript has 3 exons. Gene Ontology annotation, cellular component: cytoplasm. NCBI's taxonomy places the organism in Eukaryota, Metazoa, Arthropoda, Insecta, Diptera, Drosophilidae. Gene Ontology annotation, molecular function: tRNA methyltransferase activity.